UUAUCUCUUAUAUUGUGUGUAUCUUAUAUAGAAGGUAUCGUUUAUAUAGAAGAGAGAAAAAGAGAAAAAAACGAGGAGAGACACUCCUAUCAAGACCUGGCCAUGAACACGGAUUUUGCUAUCCGUAUCCGGAUAUAUUCAUGGAUAUCCGGAUAUUAUCCGUAUCCAGGGUCAGGUCUGCUCCCAUCAAGAGCUGAACUGUUUCGUUUUUUAUUUCGGUUUUAUGUUGUUCUUUUCGAUUCUUUUCGAUUGUUCGUAAAAUGUUUUUCGAACGGCUUGUAUCCAGAAGCCAGACAACUUUUAAAAAACAUAUCUUGUCGACCCAUGAGGUUAUGUUGCAAUUCUAAUUUUCUUUAA
Molecule: messenger RNA, 357 nt
Organism: Meloidogyne enterolobii
Lineage: Eukaryota; Metazoa; Nematoda; Chromadorea; Rhabditida; Meloidogynidae
Source: the annotation of a GenBank genome assembly